AUGAGACAAGACCAGAAGGUUGAGGACACCGCAGCCGAUGGCCUGGCCGCUCUGCUGGACGCCGGGCCCGACGCCGUGGUGACCCUGGUUGCAGGCGGGACCCGGCUGGCGGCGCACAGAGCCGUCCUUGCGGCCAGGAGCCCCGUCUUCGCAGACACCUUCCGCCGCUUCUCCCUGGAGGCCACCGGCGGCCGGGUCGCAGUCUCGGGUGUGGAGGGCCCUGUGCUGCGCCAGCUGCUGGCCUACCUGUACACGCUGCAGGCCCCCCGGGUGCCCGGCACGGCCCAGCAGCUGCUGGCCGCCGCUGAUAAGUUCGGCCUGCCGGGCCUGAGGGCACAGUGCGAGCAGCAACUGGCCGCCGAUCUGUCCGUCGAGACUGCAGCCGCCACUGCGGUUCUCGCGAUCAGCAACUCCUAUGUCAGCCUGAGGCAGGCCACCAUUGACUUCAUAAAGGCCCAUUCCGCCCUGGUGAUGGCGACACGGGGCUGGUCUGAAGCGUGGCGCUCCCAUCCCAAUGUUAUGGACGAACUGACUAGCCUCCUGUCGAAGCUCACAGUAGAAACCAGGUAA
Messenger RNA from Schistocerca serialis cubense, 570 nucleotides. RefSeq names its product speckle-type POZ protein-like. Gene Ontology annotation, cellular component: cytoplasm; nucleus. The record is from RefSeq and is a predicted model, not a curated record. The coding region runs from base 1 to 570 and encodes 189 amino acids. Gene Ontology annotation, molecular function: ubiquitin protein ligase binding. The transcript has a single exon. Lineage: Eukaryota; Metazoa; Arthropoda; Insecta; Orthoptera; Acrididae. Gene Ontology annotation, biological process: proteasome-mediated ubiquitin-dependent protein catabolic process; regulation of proteolysis.